Molecule: messenger RNA, 676 nt
Organism: Apodemus sylvaticus (European woodmouse)
Lineage: Eukaryota; Metazoa; Chordata; Mammalia; Rodentia; Muridae
Gene: Mrps33
Product: mitochondrial ribosomal protein S33
Exons: 3
Coding region: 96-416 (106 amino acids)
Cellular component (GO): mitochondrion
Source: RefSeq, a predicted model, not a curated record
CUCUCUGGAGCUGGGAGCAAGCAAGGGGGCGGGCCUUCCGGGAGCGCGCACGCGCGACGUCAGGAGCAGGUAUCUUGUUCCUUACUACUAAAGAAAUGUCUCCACUCUCAGAGUAUGCACUGCGCAUGUCUCGUCUGAGUGCCCGGAUCUUUGGUGAAGUGGCCAGGCCUACUGAUUCAAAGUCCAUGAAGGUGGUGAACCUGUUCAGUGAGCAGCCCUUAGCCAAGAAGAAAGAGACUUAUGACUGGUAUCCAAAUCACAACACGUAUUUUGCGCUCAUGGGCACCCUCCGUUUCCUUGGCCUUUACAGAGAUGAGCAUCAGGACUUUAAGGAUGAGCAAAGACGUCUAAAGAAGCUCCGUGGAAAGGGGAAACCAAGGAAAGGAGAAGGGAAAAGAGCUACAAAAAAGAAAUAGUAUCAGCUCAUCAAGAAAGAAAAUCCCUUCCUCAGUGACUAAGAAAGUGCAUCUCAUUAUCUUUCCAUGUAUUAAAGGAACAUGCUUUCCCUCAGUAGACUUCAGUUAAGCUGUGACUGGUUUCUUGAAGAUGAUAUUCUAAUCCUUCAAAAUUAUAAUGACCUUGGUUUUGUAAUCUGAAGCAUACCUAAUUCUGUAAUGGAAUGAAUAAACUACUGUUGAGUGAUUUGUUGGGAUUGCAGUAGGGGAACCUCCCUAAA